CGAAAGACAUUUCCUAGGAAGGCCCAAAGCCCACUGUUCGAAACAAACCUUGAAUCAAACAUUGGAUCCUCUAAGCCUAAGGUCCAUAAUAAGAACCCUAUAAACGAAACUCCAAGUCGUCAAUAAAAUAACGGCUCUUUUGUCCAUUGUCUGUAAUCGCUCGUCGUUGGGCCCCUCAAGAACCACCACGUCAUCCCUUGAUACUAAUCAUAUUUUCUUUUCAUCCCAAACGACCGUUACACAAACAACUCUCUGUCUCUUCUUCACUACCACCAUUCCACCAUUCUCUCACACACACACUCUUCUCAUUGCUCUACUCUCCCUAAAAUGACAGUAGCAAAUGCUGCCACAAAGCACUGCAAGAAAGCUAUGAAGAUGGGUUUAUCUCUCUUUUGCAGAACCUUCAAUUCUUCUAAAUGCAAGACAAUGGCGAAGAUGACUGUGGCCAGGAUAAAGUUGCUUAGGAACAAGAGGGAGGUGGUUGUGAGGCAAAUGAGGAGAGACAUUGCUAUGCUUCUUGAGUCUCGUCAAGAUGCUACUGCUCGUAUUCGGGUUGAACAUGUGAUAAGAGAACAAAACAUAUUGCAAGCAAAUGAGUUCCUCGAGCUCUUCUGUGAACUUAUUGUGGCUAGACUUCCUAUUAUUGCGAAGCAAAGGCAAUGUCCAGCUGAUCUGAAAGAGGGGAUAGCAAGUUUGAUUUUUGCAGCCCCCCGGUGCUCAGAUAUCCCAGAAUUAAUGGGAAUUAAAGAUAUUUUUGAGAAGAAAUAUGGUAAAGAUUUUGUUUCAGCGGCCACUGAUCUACGACCCGAUGCUGGUGUAAAUCGAAUGCUCAUCGAAAAGCUCUCUGUGAAAACUCCAAGUGGUCAAGUCAAACUAAAGAUCAUGAAAGAAAUAGCGAAGGAAUACCAGGUUGAAUGGGACACUGCAGAAUCGGAGACGGAGCUUCUCAAGCCACCAGAAGAGCGUAUAGAAGGACCAAAUGUCUUUGUAAGUGCAAGUAGCUUACCCCUGAAGCCGACCUCAAAGCAACCUGCUGAGCCUAACAACCUUCUGAGGGCUUCAGAUGACGGAGAAUCAAAAGUUGCCAAAUUUGAUGACCCAGCUUCAGCUGCUAAAGCAGCUUCUGAAUCUGCUAAGCAAGCAAUUGCGGCUGCUGAAGCAGCUGCAUAUCUGGCCAGUAAAGAUGCAAAAGCAUCUUCUGCUGGUUAUCAUGACUCAAUGAACAAUGCACCUGUUGACAAUAUCCCUUUCAUUUCUGGUGCUCAGGCUCCUCCCAAGUUCUCGCGGAGUGACGUGGCACCACCUUCUCAUGAGUCUAUAGUUGAUUUGUAUGAUAUGCACUGGAGUAGAAAGAACAUGAGGAAUUCUGAAAAUUCUCAUGGUUCUGCUGGUGAAGAGAUGCCAUUAGAUAUGAAAAGAUCAGAGAAGUUUUAUAGGAGACGUAGCUAUAACGUUCCAUCCUCGAAUUCCAAUGCGAAGUAUGAUGAUUCAGACUGCGACGAGGAAAUUGAGAUGGAAGAUCCCCCAAGUCGUGGUAUCACAUAUCAACACAGCCCACCUAAUGAUACUGAUGGUGGAAAGUUCUAUAGAAGGCACAGCUACAAUGUUCCAUCAGCACAUUCAGGUAUCAAGUUUGAUGAAUCAGAUGGUGAUGAAGAGAUGGAAACUGAAGAAACCAUGAAAAGAACCAACCGAGCCCCUAACAGGCCUGCACCUCAAGUACCCCGGGUUCAUCCCAAAUUGCCUGACUAUGACACACUUACUGCUCGCUUCGAAUCUCUCAAGUCCCAGAAAUUUCGUUAGAUUAUCCAGGAUUCGUGGAAUCAGAUAUAUUUUGUGCCAGUAAUAUAAUAGUAUACAGUACAGAAACCAAAUGAUAUGUUAAAUGGUUCUCUUAUAAUAUGUAGCAUAAUUUCAUGGAGUUUACUUAUCCGUUUGUGUCAUUUUAAUAAAUAUUGGUGUAAUGAAUCUUGCAUAUCCAUUUUGCAAGGUUGUCCAUUUUGCGGCUC
Molecule: messenger RNA, 2009 nt
Organism: Lycium barbarum (goji berry)
Lineage: Eukaryota; Viridiplantae; Streptophyta; Magnoliopsida; Solanales; Solanaceae
Exons: 7
Coding region: 328-1803 (491 amino acids)
Biological process (GO): protein transport
Source: RefSeq, a predicted model, not a curated record